Messenger RNA from Miscanthus lutarioriparius, 1485 nucleotides. The record is from the annotation of a GenBank genome assembly. NCBI's taxonomy places the organism in Eukaryota, Viridiplantae, Streptophyta, Magnoliopsida, Poales, Poaceae.
AUGGCGCUCGUCGACGCCAAGGCCGCCGUUGUGUCCACCUCCACCGUCGCCGCUGCGCCCGGGACGGCGGACCACUUGUUCCUGGUCGUCCUCGACGGCGUCGAGACGCCCAUCCACGAGGGGACGACGCUGUACGGCAGCGCUGGGGGCACGGUCACCGUCACCGGCCCGGGCCAGCUCUCCGCCGACGGCCUCCGGAGCGUCCUCGUCCGCGGUGGCGGCGGAUCCGGGACCGCCGUGAGGUUCACGCUCUGCGCCGACGCGGCCGCCGAGGGCGUGGGCGCGGCGAGCUUCGACCGGUGCGGGGCGGCGCGCGUGGAGGGCGCGCGGGAGGUGUCCAUGUCCAGGUGCCGCGCGGCCGAGGUGGAGCGCGCGGGGAGGGUCACCCUGGACCGCUGCCGCGACGCGCGCCUGCGGGGCGGGGGCGCGCUCCACGCCGCGCGGUGCCGCCGCGCCGACGUCGAGAGCUUCGGCGGGGUGCGCCUGGCGCGGUGCAGGGCCGCAAGCGCCGACUGGUGCGGCACCGUCGAGGUCGAGCUGUGCAGGGCCGUCGACGUCACCCGAUGCGGCGCCGUCACCGGGGAGCGCUGCCGCGUCGUCAACGCCGCCGGGCAACGCCGCAUCCCCCACGCCGUGUUCGACGCCGCCCUCCACACCGAGGGCGCCUCCAGCCUCGUCCUCCACAAGGCGCGAAAGGUCUUUGCCGACCCCGACGCAGCCGCCUGCUUCCCCCACCAGAUCUCUGUUACAGACAAUGAGGAAAACGACGAGGCUAGGGCCGCGGCCGCGGUGGCCGAUCUCAAGCGCCUCCUCGACCUUGAGUGGGCCAACCUCCCGCCCUCCGCGCUCGAGCGCGCCGCCGACAGGAUCGCCGGGGACGGGGCCCACCAGACGUGGGCCGCCGCCGACCACACCAAGCGUGCAAAGCGUCGCCUGCUCGUAGGGGAAUCAACGGAGCGUGAGAUCUUAUCUAAGCUUGUGCAGGAUGGAUCCACUUCUCGUCAACCAAUUCUGACGGAAGUUGCUGAUAACGCGAGCAAUGCCAAUGAAGCUGAUGGUGCUCGACGAGAUGAUGAGGCCCAUUCUUCUAAUGAGAACAGUGAGGCUGAUCGUGGUCAAGAAGGAGCAGAGGGUCAAGUUUCAGAGAAGUCUGUCCCUGCUUCUAAAAAGUGCAGUCUUAUGGAGAGAAAUCCCAAUGCAAGUAUUUAUGAGUGGGAUAGCUCUGAUGAUGAUCAGCCAGUACGGAAGUGUAAAUUACAUCCUAAUGAGAGAAAAUCACAUCCUUCUCCUACAUGUCCACAUAAGAUCAGGAAGAAGUGGAGUGAGAUAGAGGAAAAAACCUUGCUGGAAGGGGUGGAGAAGUAUGGCAAAGGCAAUUGGAAAGAUAUCAAAUUAGCUUACCCUGAUGUCUUUGAGGAGAGAUCAACGGUAGAUCUGAAGGACAAGUUCAGAAAUUUGGAAAGGCACCACCAUGAAUCAGCUUGA